This is a messenger RNA of Hevea brasiliensis (rubber tree), 1545 nucleotides long. RefSeq lists its product as uncharacterized. The transcript has 4 exons. Bases 683 to 1228 code for a protein of 181 amino acids. The record is from RefSeq and is a predicted model, not a curated record. Lineage: Eukaryota; Viridiplantae; Streptophyta; Magnoliopsida; Malpighiales; Euphorbiaceae.
UGUUCCAUAGAAUCACAAGCCAACCUCUCCUCCACUCACUGCCUAGUUGUCUCCCCAUCUUCAGUAGAUUCACUCCCAAUUUUCUUUGUCUUCUUCUUCCUAAAAACCACAUUGUGUAGACAGGAAUCUUUAGCAUACAGACAGCACGGAUAGAUCACUCUCUGCUGUCCAUUAGACCAAGAAGGUCAGUUCACCCCCUCUCUUACCUUCUUACACACAUUCCUACAGGCAAACACACUUCUAUAUAUAACUAAAGGGUCUCAAAAUAUCAAAGCACAACAUGCAGGUGAGCUUUGUAUAUUCAAAAAUUAUAUAACAAAAUGUGUAGUCUUCAUAUUACAGCUUAUGUCCCCUCCCCAUCCAUUAUAGCAGAUUCUUCACUGGCUCCUUAAGGGUACCGCAAGAACAAGCAAGGGAGAAUACUUCUACCACUUCUGCCAAGUACAAUACUAAUGAUCAAGAAACUGAAGGAAUAGAUAUAAUUCUUAGGCAUCGUGGAAGUCAUCGAAGAUCAGGAAGAGACAAAGAAAAUGACUUUUGUUUGAGGAGAUUUAGACCAUUUGCAAUUUUAUGCAGAAAAGAUGUUGCAACUGCUUGUUUCUAUAGCUCACUUACUCUGAAAAGACUUAAUAGCUUCAAUAGGAGGAAGCAGCAGCCGCAGCCGCAGCCGCAGCAGAAUUGGAUGUACUCUAUGAAGAUGAAGAAAGAAGACAUUAUUGCUAAAGGACAAGGCAUGAGUAAUAAGGUGGAUUCAGCCACUCAUGCAGGCAACAAAGUUCUACCCAUAACUGAUACAACAACAUUAUCUUCCUCAUCAACUAGCUCAAAUGUUGGCCAAUGUGGCUCACUGGAUAAGAAAAAUACCCUUAAAGGGGAUAAAACCAAAGCCAUGUCUAGAAUGAAGGAGCUAUUGAGAUGGGCUGCUGCUGCAAAAUCUGACAAGAAAAGAAACUUCAUAGGAAGAAAGGUUCUGCACUUUAGAAAUAGAGCAACACUUAAAGCAGUACCAGAUGAUGAUCAAAUGAGCAAUGAAUCACCCAAGAUCAGUUUCAGAUGGGAUGUUGAAAGCUGCUCCACCACUUCCUCUGCAUAUUCAGCCAUUUCAGUGGCUUCUUCUUCGAAAACUGAUCUGACCCUGAACAUGCUUUCACUCAAUUCCACUCCUCUCCAUGAUAGGAAAGGAAAUUGGAUCACUACAGAUUCUGAAUUUGUGGUGCUAGAGCUGUGAAGAGAAUCAGAAGCCUGUAAUGAUUCUCCAUGGCUGAAUCAAGUGAAUGCUUGAAGAAAUGUUUCAUGUGCUAGGAUCUCUUUUUCUUGUGGGCGUUAAUUUUUGAGAUAAUUAAUUAGAUGAUUUAAUUGUAACAUCAGCUGUAAGGAUCUGAAAAUGUAAGCAGAUUAAAGAAGAUGGCCUACCUGCAUAGUAACCUGACCAACAUUUUUAUUUGUAUGGAUAUAAGAAUGUUCAAGUCUAGCCAGCCAAUGCCAUGUAAGGGUCAUUAAGAUCAUAAUUAGAGAAAGAGUGACCUAACAUAUGAUUUCCUUCCA